Molecule: messenger RNA, 2830 nt
Organism: Eleginops maclovinus (Patagonian blennie)
Lineage: Eukaryota; Metazoa; Chordata; Actinopteri; Perciformes; Eleginopidae
Gene: tnfrsf1a
Product: tumor necrosis factor receptor superfamily, member 1a
Biological process (GO): signal transduction; inflammatory response
Cellular component (GO): membrane raft; signaling receptor complex
Molecular function (GO): tumor necrosis factor receptor activity; tumor necrosis factor binding
Source: RefSeq, a predicted model, not a curated record
GUGUCCUCAGAUGGAUUGAGUUAAAGCUAUAAGAUGAUGGAGGGAGCUGGGCUAAAGGGAAGAUUGGACAUAAAAGCCCCUGUUGGCACAAUACUGCUCCUUAUGUGCAUGUUCAACCUCGCUCUGACGUUGGUCGACGAGGGUCAGAACUGUAAAGAAGGGGAGUUUCUCAGUGACAAUGGAGUUUGUUGCACCAAAUGCAAUCCAGGUUUGAGGCUUGUUAAAGCGUGUGAUUCUGCGCAUUCAAGGACUAACUGCACGCAAUGUGCCCCCGGAUAUUACACAGAAAAUUCAAACUUCGCCGAAAACUGCAGGAGUUGCAGAAAGUGCCAAGAUCGUGAAGAAGAGGUAUCAAAAUGUAAAACAACCAAAAACAGGGUUUGUCGUUGUAAGGAGGGUUACUACCGGUCCAAAAUCGACUCAGUAAAAUACCAGUGUCUCAAUUGUUCAAAAUGCGGACAGGAUCAGAUGGAAAGAAAGACAUGUACACCAGAACAAAACACAGUGUGUGAAUGUAAAGAGACGUUCUACAAAGUCAAUGCCAAGUGUGAACCCUGCGAGAGUUGUACGCACGGAUGCCAACACCUCUGUUUCUCAACUCCUGUAAAAACCACAGCUCCUGAGCAAAGAAAUGAACAUCUCAUCAACAUCAUCGCUGGAGUUGCCGCUUUGUCAUUGGUAUCGAUGGGGCUGGUGUUUCUCGUCACCUACCUGGUCACAAAACGGUCUAUCAAGAAGAAGAUGCUGAAACAAUCCAGCCAAGAAUCUGACAUUUCCGUGGAGUCAGGCAAGCCAUUCCUGAACUUCAUUGUGGAACCUGCUGAAAACAGGAUUGAUAAGGCUCUUCCUCAAACUGCUGUGAGUGAACAGGAGCCACCCAACCUGCCCGACUGUGUCCCGCUGGAAGUCAAGAUCCCUGAGCUGAUCUACACGGUGCUGGAUCUGGUUCCUGUGCUGCAGGUGAAGCAGCUUGUGCGCACUCUCGGUGUGACGGAUACAGAGAUUGAACAAGCGGAGGCGGACCACAGAUCCUGCCGCGAGGCCCACUACCAGAUGCUGAAGGUGUGGGCCAAGAGAGGGGCGCGUUCAGGCGGAGGAGGACGAGGCAGAAUGGUGCACGAGCCCUUGUUGCAGGAGCUGUUGGGCCAACUGAGACAGAUGCACCUGGGACGGGCAGCCGAGGAGCUGGAGACAAAGUACAGCAUUGAGUAAAUCUGCAACAUGUGCCAAGUGGAACAAGAAGCUCAUGAAACCAAGUAUUGUACUCUGUGGAGCUUCAAAACAUACAAACUGAAACGGUGCUACCACCAGCAGCUUAAUUUCACACACGCCAGCGUCACUGUUCACUCUACGUCCUGCGAGUCACAUGUGAGAGGACAAGGUCAAACUACUUAGAGCAGCAGAUGAACAAAAACAUGUCAGGAGGGGGGACAAAUUCUUUCAUUUUUAAGAAAAGCUUUUACCCCUGGAUAUGUUUUUAAUGGUAUUUUGGAGACUAGCCUUUGGAUUUGUGCUACAGAGUUACAUGAAGAUUGUUAUCACUCUCGUGUCUGCUCAUUCUAGAGGCUAAAAGGCGUAAGCUUAGCUAGGCAUAAAGACUGUAAACGGAAAAAAUGCAAGCUUGGGUCCAUCCGAAAGCUAACAAAACCCACCUACCAACUCCUUAAUGCUGCCUGUAUUUGUUUUUAUAUAUAUCUGAUGCAUAUCCAAAGGCGAAAUGUGAAAACAUGCUGUUUUAUCUUAUUGCACAACACUGGACUAUUUCUCGUCUGGGAGCAGUAGCUUCCUUGAGGCACCUACAGUACUCUCUGCCAAAAAGUAUAAAAGUGAAUUUCCUAAACUAUCAAACCAUUCGAUGAAGAUCUGUAUCACUUUGCCAUUACACUCUGGCAAUAUUUAUUGUGUCUAAGCAGUGUGCUGUGUCCCACUGUCUCAAGUCAUUAUGCUAGGUUAAGCUAAUAGGCUACAGCUUUUGUAUUUGCCAUACCACCCUGCAAGAAAUCCACUAAUAGUACUUCCCAACAUGUCAAACUAAGUCUUUUAGAGUCAGUAGGCCUCUUUAAGACAUGCUGAUUAUUAUUUGUAUGUAUGUUUGUGUUUAAAAUAUGAGGGAAUUGUAGUCAUGUUUGAUUUCAUAGAGGGUUUUUAUUCUACCACAUGCUUUCAGGAUUUGAGUGUUAACAGCAGCAAUCUUUCCUGAAUCAUAUUCAUGUGGCAUUUAUUAUUGAACAGAGCUAGUGUAUCCAUUUCUUUUGCAUAUGUUGUAAGGCCUGUAAAGCUCCUCUACUUGUUAUUGUCAGUAGUCACUAUUAGAAGGACACAGUUAAACAUUGCAAACUCUUUUAUGUUUACUUGUCUUGUGUGCUUUUUAUUUCCUGGCAGAGGGAAGUGCAAAAUCAAGUGCUCGGUCUGAACCAGUAAGUUAACUAGUAAUGUUUUAAUGUUUAGUUCCUGGUCACAUUGUUGAGCUUUCUUCCUUAAAAGUGUUAAGGGAACAAAAGCAAAUUAAGGAAGUUUGUAGUUCCUACUUAGCGUGAGCCAGACCCUUGCCAUUAGCAUUCUUUUAGGCCCCAUCGUACGAGCAUUAAGCGCUACUGUAAGAGAGACACGCCCUGUCUCAGUCGCCCUCUGCAAAGUCAACUUACACCAUACCAGUCUCAGCAUGCAGAUUCAGAUAUAAAUCACUCCCUCAGACCAAAGACGUGGCACUGCUUUGCCCUUCUAGCCGGUAUUAAACUGUGUUAUAAAACAGGGAAAUGUAUUGGGUCAAGCUGUAUAUAAAAUAACUUGUAUGCAUAUCAGAACUUUUAAUAAAUGUAAAGAAAAUCUG